Messenger RNA from Phycomyces blakesleeanus NRRL 1555(-), 1098 nucleotides. RefSeq lists its product as hypothetical. Bases 1 to 1098 code for a protein of 365 amino acids. The transcript is spliced from 3 exons. The record is from RefSeq and is a predicted model, not a curated record. NCBI's taxonomy places the organism in Eukaryota, Fungi, Mucoromycota, Mucoromycetes, Mucorales, Phycomycetaceae.
AUGCUACCAUUAAACUCUGGCCAAAAUAGUUUGUGGUCUCCACCAUUGAGCCAACCAACACUUCAUAAUGGCACCACCAUUCCAGACAGCACUCGACUCAGUCUGGCAGAGCUGACUGUGGGAGAUAUACUAGAGCAGUAUAAGUACGACGCCGAUCUACUCAAAUGUAUUCUGAUAGCAAAAGCAGAAGAAGACAAAGCAAGUAGAAGAACGGCAGAAGAAGUCCGCCGAGCAGAAGAGACCAAUCUACGUGCAAAGUACAUUGAUCUUGAGCUGGUUCAUAUGAGACGGGCAAGUGAUUCUCCUUCAUUGAUUGAUGACUUCAUCAGUGGGUCGUUUGGAUCCCUUGGUGUAUCUUCUGAGUUCUUACCUGAGUGGCCUUCGAUACAAUCAUCGCAAACAAUGUCGGUGAUGUCCCCAGUCGUGAAUUCACUUAUGGAACACCCCUAUGAGAAAUCACCGUCGCCCACGCAAUGCUUGACCAUACAACCCCAUUCCCCUGGUACAGCCUUCGAAGUUCCAUUUGCCGGUCUAUCUAUCUCGACCUCAUCGUCGCCUGAACCGACAGAAGUCGUUACUGUACAAAAAAAUACAGAAACUGCUGAAUCAACAGAACCACCCCCUGUGGUUGCUCUUUCUCCACCAAAAGAGAGAUCCUGUAAACGUACGCUUUCUCGCACACGCUCUCAGCGUCGACCUGGAAUGAGUGUCAAGACAUCGAAAAAGAAUCGAUCAGCAACAGCUCAACCUCUCCCACAACCUCUUCCACAACCACCUAGAGAAGUCGAAGUCGAAGAAAAACAACUUGACCAUGGUGCGGUUAUGGAGGCAUUGCGAGCCAAAAUUCGCCGAUCAGUUCCCAGUCAGGAAGAACUAGAAUUACAGGCAACUUCUGAUCAAUUAGCCAGUAUGUCUCAGACCGGUGUCCUUCUCCUGGAUCUUAAAAAUCCACGAAAGUUGUUUCCAGUACGAAGAACGCCUGCUUCACCACGUGUACCUGUUGCCCGACGUCCACGUCCGUUUACAUCAGCACAUAACCAUGUUGAGAAAUUAAAGGAAGAAGGACCAAUAAACCCUACACCUUCUUGUAAAAAUUAG